CAACUUCCAAGAAAAAGAAGAAGCACUAUACGUACCAAGAUAGAUGGCACAAUCAUCUGCAAUGAAUGGUGGAGAUGGCAUCUAUAGUUACCUCAAGAACUCCAAUUUGCAGAGGGAUGGGUUGAAUGCAGCAAAGAAUGUAAUAAAGGAGGCCCUACUCGAAAGCCUCGACCUAAAAACACUGCUAUUGUCAUCACCUAAUUCGACCGCGACCACAUUCACCAUUGCAGACUUAGGUUGCUCCGUUGGACAAAACACUCUCUUCGCCAUGAAAAUGCUAAUCGAAACCGUCGAACACAAGCACCACAACAUUUCACAAGAAAACUCCGAAAAAAAUCGAAUCGAGUUCCAAGUAUUCUUCAACGAUCAGACGGCCAACGACUUCAACACCCUCUUCGCCUCUCUUCCGCCUCAACACGAGAGGAAAUAUUUCGCAGCGGGUGUUCCCGGUUCUUUCUACGGCAGAUUGUUCCCUUCUUCUUCGAUCCACAUCGCGUAUUGCUCUUCCUCGCUUCACUGGCUAUCCGAGUUGCCGGUGGAUUUGGUGGACAUAAAUUCUCCCGCCUACAACAGCGGUAGAAUACACUACACGGGUGCCUCCGAUGCGGUGGUGGGAGCUUAUGCGGAUCAGUUCGAAAAGGAUAUGCAAGUGUUCUUGACGGCGAGGGCGGAAGAAAUUGUAGGCGGUGGAAUGGUUGUUAUUCUGAUGCCGGGUGUCCCCGACGGCGGCGUUACUCAUGAUGUUGGGAUUGCACUCACUUUUCUUGGAUCCAUCCUCAUGGAUAUGGUCGAAGAGGUAUGCUAUUAUGAAUUAAUGAUUUAAAACUGAAAAUGCAUUUUUCUUGCAUUAAUUUGACUUUUUUAGUUAAUUUAUUAUGAUUUUAUUCAAAUGGUCAAAGAAUGCAUCAAGCAUGUUCUCAUUUUUUU
Erythranthe guttata (spotted monkey flower) is the source of this 927-nucleotide messenger RNA. RefSeq names its product loganic acid O-methyltransferase. Gene Ontology annotation, molecular function: methyltransferase activity. NCBI's taxonomy places the organism in Eukaryota, Viridiplantae, Streptophyta, Magnoliopsida, Lamiales, Phrymaceae. The record is from RefSeq and is a predicted model, not a curated record.